AUGCCGAACCCUGGUGAAAAAACAGCGACCUCACGAUUUGCAGAAAACGAAAGCCCUAGUAUAGACAAAAUCCUGGGAACGGAACCUAAUAGCGAGCCAAUCCUUACAAGAGAACCUUCAAGCGCUGCUGUACAAAGUGGCGACGCGCCAUGGUCGAUAUGGUCUCCUAAACAGAGAAAGCUGAUUAUCCUGACAGCCUCUUUCGCAUCGCUACUCUCUCCUCUCUCCAGUCAAAUAUACCUUCCGGCUCUCGGCACCAUCGCAAAGGACUUGAACGUCACAAAUAGCCAGGUCAAUUUAUCUAUCACAACAUACUUAGUCCUCCAAGCUAUCGCACCGACAUUCACGGCCCAGCUAUCCGACACCGUGGGUCGAAGACCUUUAUACAUGGCUUGCUUCGUACUCUACAUGGCGGCCAACCUCGGACUGGCUCUGCAGAAUAACUAUGCGGCGCUGUUGGUGCUACGAUGCUUCCAGAGCGCUGGCAGCAGUGGGACUACCGCUUUGUCCAAUGCCGUGGCGACAGAUAUCACGACAUCUGCUCAGCGUGGGAGCUAUAUAGUAUAUGCUGCAGCUAUUCCAAUGCUGGGGCCGACGCUUGGUCCUAUAGCUGGCGGUCUGCUCGCUCAAUAUCGCGGAUGGCAUUCCGUUUUCUGGUUUCUAUUCGUGUUGACUGGCGCUGUCGCAGUUCCCAUGGCCAUCUUGUUCCCCGAAACGUGCCGCGAAAUUGUGGGCGAUGGGUCUAUCCCACCACAAAAAUGGAAUCGAUGCUAUACAAACGUACACAUGGAACGAAGAUUGAUGAAAGAGGGUAAUGACGUACCACAUAAUGAACGCGAUGGGUUCGGUGGGCCGCGGGGUGCUUAUAGUUGGAUUCCAAACCCCUUCAGCACAAUCACUCUGCUAUUGGAAAAAGAGUGUGGCUUCACGCUACUCUACGGCUCGUUACUCUGCUGCUCUUUCUAUGCGACGCUCACUCUUAUCCCAUCUCAAUUCCACGCAAUCUACGGCUUUAACGAGCUUCAAAUCGCGUUAUGCUUUAUUCCGUUUGGAGUCGGCAGCCUCGUCGCCGCCUUCAACCGAGGGCGCAUGCUCGACUCCAACUUCCGCCGUCACGCAACUCGUCUCGGCAUCACUACCGACAAGAACAAGCAGACAGAUCUCACCAACUUCCCCAUCGAGCGCGCUAGGCUCGAGGUCGCGCUGCCGACGAUCCUCCUAGGCAGCGCGUGCAUGGUCGGCUUUGGUUGGACGCUGCACUACAAGACCAAUCUAGCUGGGCCGCUGAUUUUGCUGUUUGUCAUUGCAUUUUGUCUCUCGGCUUCUCUGAAUUGUGCUACAUGUCUUAUGCUGGACCUGUACCCGGGAAAGGCGGGCACUGUUACAGCUUCGAAUAACCUCUUACGUUGCUUGCUGGGAGCUGGCGCGACUGCUGCCGUGGUCCCGCUGAUCAACGCUAUUGGAACUGGUUGGACUUUGACUGUCUUCGCGCUCCUCAAUAUCGUAUCUCUGCCACUUCUGUGGCAUGUUAUGAGGCAUGGGCCGGGCUGGCGAGCUGAGACUGCACGUAAAAAGGAGAUGGAGCAAACCCGUGCAGGUGAAUCGACGACCCAGUUAGAGUAG
Molecule: messenger RNA, 1623 nt
Organism: Fusarium subglutinans
Lineage: Eukaryota; Fungi; Ascomycota; Sordariomycetes; Hypocreales; Nectriaceae
Product: major facilitator superfamily transporter
Exons: 2
Coding region: 1-1623 (540 amino acids)
Biological process (GO): transmembrane transport
Molecular function (GO): transmembrane transporter activity
Source: RefSeq, a predicted model, not a curated record